Messenger RNA from Camponotus floridanus (Florida carpenter ant), 757 nucleotides. RefSeq lists its product as uncharacterized. The coding region runs from base 23 to 757 and encodes 244 amino acids. NCBI's taxonomy places the organism in Eukaryota, Metazoa, Arthropoda, Insecta, Hymenoptera, Formicidae. The record is from RefSeq and is a predicted model, not a curated record. The transcript has 3 exons.
GCAGUCUAGACAUGGCUACACAAUGCAUAAACUACGUGUUGUAGAUGGAACAAAAUGGGACUAUUCUUUUCCUAAGGCAAAAACAUACUGGAAGAAGUUUUGCGACGAUGAAGAAAAAAGGUUGAUUAGAGUAAGAGAUUCAUUUCCAAAAUCGUCCUAUCUUCCUAUUAUUCCUACUUUGAACGAUUCAGAAACAGAUCUUUGUAAUAUCGUAGAUUUUAACGCUCCUUCCCAACGCUUCGAUGAGAACGUACUUCUCGUAGAUCCGAAAUCCUUUAAAGCCACAGAUAUUUCUCCAAAAAUAGACGAUAAGAAUACUCGUCCUAACAUAGAACCGAUAGUUAAAAUUUCCCCUCCCACGCCAUUAAAAAAGAGAUUAAAACACGAUGCGGUUACGAUCACCAAGACAAACACAGAGGAACAUAUUAUUAUAAAAAAUAAGCGUACGAUAAAAGAAGAAGAUUCAUAUGAAGAAUCAGAGGCCCUAGAUGUUUCUUCAAAAAAUUCUAUCACGCCAUAUGACGGAUCGGGAGACGGAAAAGUGUAUUCAAAAAAAACGUGUCCGCAUCACAAACACGAACCUGCCAUAAAAAUUUUCGACGAUGAUAUCGAGAAAUAUUUGAGAGACGAUCCGAGGGCUAGCAUGUCAUCGGAUCAGAAAUUGAUUAAAUUGCCGCUAUUGCAGAAUGCUUCUGAUAAAUAUGAUAAAAUCAAAGCAAAAAAUCAAGAAAAGACAAAGAAAUCAGAAAAGAUAUGA